This is a messenger RNA of Symbiodinium sp. CCMP2456, 954 nucleotides long. NCBI's taxonomy places the organism in Eukaryota, Dinophyceae, Suessiales, Symbiodiniaceae. The record is from the annotation of a GenBank genome assembly.
AUGAAAGUCGUCAAGGCUAUCAGUGAGCCCAAGCUGGGGCUUGGGCGUCGGAAGCGGAAGAGUGCUAAGCGCCAGGAGCUGCCUGUGCCAGAGGGUGUCCCGGGGUGCUAUGGCGACUUCUGCCGAGCGGAAUUCCGCUUCCCGAACAGCUUGAAGGACAUCCAGCUACUCGACGACGCCUGGACAAGGCAAGGAAGAGAGCUCUGCAGCAAGAAGGUAUCCCUCUUCUCGGAUGUGACCUUGGGCCCUGUACUCGAGCCCGAGGAGCUGGUGGCUUGUUUGGAGCACGAGCGGGAGCCGGGGGAGAGACAGCCGAAAGGCCAAGAGCCAGUGCCAAAGGCCCGCCGGCCGGUGGCAGAUCCGCUUCCCGGCCGUGUCUGCUUCUCUGUGAUCAUGGAAGCUCGCAGUCAUCCCACCCUUUGCGGAUGGCUGGAAGCCCUCAGCUGGCGACUGGACCCCAAAGACGCCGUGACUGUGACCAAUGCAGCGGCCAAGCUGCAGACGGAUGAGCAACAAGGGGGUGGAUACGUCUCCAAGCGCAUGGACUGCUCUUUGGCGGGUUUCAGGUACAGGCUCAAAGAGGUGCCAGUGUGCCGAACAUGCGCGUCAGUUUACAGAAUCGUCCAUGACGUCAUCAGCAUGAUCCGAGUGCAAAGGAAGGACCUUUGGGCAGCGCGGGAGCUGCGGCGGAAACGCCAGGAGGAGGAGGAAGAGAGGGAGCGUAUCAAGCAGGCAGAGAUCGAACGCAUGCUGGCCUAUCAGAGGCAGAGGGCCUCACGGUCGAGCCCCCGCCCGAAGGCUGCGUCCGUUAUGCUGAGACAGAGCCUCUUUCUGGAACCAGACGUGCAGGAGUUCCUCCGACUGAUUCCCGACGAUCCCAGUGCUGGGACGCCGCUCGGAUGCAACAAGAACCUCGCCCCGUCGCCGCCGUCGUCGUCGAAAUGGCAAUCAUAG